AUGGAAGCUAAGGGCGCCUUAGCCGAUGUUGGAGCAAGUGUUAGUUUGAUCCCUCUAUCCAUUGUUCAAAAACUUAAUAUUGAGAUGAUCCCCACAAGGAAAACAAUUCAAUUGGCCGACCGUUCGGUGAAGCUUCCUUGUGGUGAGCUUGAAGAUGUCCCUAUUAAAGUUGCGCAUAUCUAUGUGCCUUGUGAUUUUGUAGUGAUGGAUAUGGAAGAAGAUGUGGAUACUCCCUUGAUUUUGGGCCGUGAAGCUCUUAAGACCUUGGGGGCGUUUCCCCCUACUACUUCCGUUACGGGAGUGAGAGCCUUUCUUGGGCAUGCCGGUUUUUACCGGAGGUUUAUCAAGAAUUUUUCAUCAAUCGCCAAACCUUUGACCGAAUUACUCAAGAAAGAUGUUGUGUUCAAUUCUGAUGGGGAUUGUCUUGAGGCAUUCAAAAAACUCAUGGAAGCCCUCAUUUCUUCUCCUGUUGUGCAAGCUCCGGAUUGGAGCUUGCAUUUUGAGCUAAUGUGCGAUGUGAGUGAUUUUGAAGUAGGUGCGGUUCUUGGGAAAAAAAAAAAAGGAAGAUCUCAUGUCAUUUACUAUGCAAGUAGAACACUUGAUGAAGCUCAAAUGAAUUACACAACAACGAAGAAGGAAAUGCUUGUCGUUGUGUUUGCCAUGGACAAGUUUAGGUCCUAUCUCAUAUGUUCCAAGGUGAUUGUGUACACGGAUCACAUAGUGGUCUGCUACCUUAUGACCAAGAAGGAAGCAAAAUCGCGUCUCAUCCGUUGGGUACUUUCGCUCAAAGACUUUGACAUGGAAAUGAGGGAUAAAAAGGGACCGGAGAAAUAUGUAGCGGAUCAUUUGUCUAAGGUUCCUUUUGAGUAUAAGGAGGAUGUGCCAAUCAAUGAGGAUUUGGAAUUUGAAACCCUCAUGGCUAUGGCUUCAAAGUCUAGCCCUUGGUACGCGAACAUAGCCAACUAUCUCGCUUGUGGAGUCGUUCCUCCGGAGCUCUCCUCUCAACAAAAGAAGAGAUUUUUCAAGGAAGUGAGGAGGUAUUUCUGGAAUGACCCUUACUUGUUCAAGCAAUGUGGAGAUGGCCUUUUCCAGAAAUAUGUUCCGGACCAUGAGAUCGAAGGAGUUCUUGAGCAUUGUCACUCAUUGCCGUGUGGAGGACAUGGGGGUGUAGAAAAGAUGGUGGCGAAGAUCUCUCAAUCUCUUCUAUGGUGGCCAACAAUGCACAAGAAUGGCCACAAGUUCCAUUCAAGGUGUGACAAAUGCCAAAGAAGUGGUGGCAUAACCAAAAGGGAUGACAUGCCAGAACAAAACAUUUUGGAGGUGGAGCCAUAUGAUGUUUGGGGUGUCGACUUCAUGGGGCAUUUUGUCUCUUCUUGUGGAAACCUAUAUAUCUUGGUGGUAGUGGACUAUGUGACCAAAUGGAUUGAAGCUAUACCCUCCCCCACCAACGGCCACAAGAUUGUGCUCAAGCUUCUUAAGAAGGCCACAUUCCCGCGAUUUGGGGUUCCUAGGGUGCUAAUCAGUGAUGAAGGUUCUCAUUUUGCCAAGAAAUAA
Molecule: messenger RNA, 1554 nt
Organism: Chenopodium quinoa (quinoa)
Lineage: Eukaryota; Viridiplantae; Streptophyta; Magnoliopsida; Caryophyllales; Amaranthaceae
Exons: 2
Coding region: 1-1554 (517 amino acids)
Biological process (GO): DNA integration
Molecular function (GO): nucleic acid binding
Source: RefSeq, a predicted model, not a curated record